Hordeum vulgare subsp. vulgare (domesticated barley) is the source of this 2588-nucleotide messenger RNA. Its product is annotated as wall-associated receptor kinase 4-like. Bases 85 to 2364 code for a protein of 759 amino acids. The record is from RefSeq and is a predicted model, not a curated record. Lineage: Eukaryota; Viridiplantae; Streptophyta; Magnoliopsida; Poales; Poaceae. Gene Ontology annotation, cellular component: plasma membrane. Gene Ontology annotation, biological process: protein phosphorylation; cell surface receptor signaling pathway. The transcript has 4 exons. Gene Ontology annotation, molecular function: calcium ion binding; ATP binding; polysaccharide binding.
GGUAAGUACUACUAAUGCUAGCAAAGAAUGAUGCUAGGCGACUGAGUAAGCUUGCAAGAGAGCGCAGAACAUACACACACCAGCAUGACCACACCUUGGCAAUCCCAUUCCCAGCGGCUGCCAAAAAUCCUACUCCUUGUCCUCCUCCUUUCAGCGGCUACUCCUCACUUGAUCCUGGAGGCUGCUGCUGCUGAGCAAGAUGAGCAGCAACCCAUCACACUUGUGGAUUGUCCCGACAAGUGCGGCAACCUAAGCAUUCCCCACCCUUUCGGCAUGAAGCCUGGCUGCUUUCGUGAGGGCUUCCAGGUGACAUGCAACGACUCCUUCAAUCCACCUCGUGCCUACCUAGCCUAUAGCGGAGUAUUCCAGCGGAUAGUGGAGAUUCACGACAGGUUGGAGGCAGGAGGACGGUACCAUCGUGAUAAAUGGAUUAAAACACAAGCUUGGGAGCUCAUGGAUAUAUCGGUUGCAAAGGGUGAGGCGCGCACAUACGCCCCGGUCUCAUCUAAGUGCAACCCAUACAGUUCCGUCUACUUAUACAAGGGUCUACAGAUGCGGCUGGGCGAGAAGAUGAGUCCGUUCCUCGUGUCGGCGACGCGCAAUGCUCUCAUCGGCGUCGGCUGGAGAGUCCAUCCUAUGAUCAGUAGCGACCUGUGGUCGGUACCAACGCUUAACGCGACCACCACCUGGUCAGCGUCGUCGUCGCCUGACGACACGUCGUCAAAUGAGUUCUCACUCUCCUGCCUUUCAGACCUCAUGGGCAAGCACUUCCUCAAGUUCGCGACCAACGGGUCAUGCUCGGGGCGGGGCUGCUGCCUGGCCGCCUUCCCGGUAGAGUUUCCCGUCCCCGAAUUUUCACUGUGGUUCAAUUCUGAUCCACCCAACACCAUGUUUAAGACCAAUCCGUGCUCCUACGGCAUGGUGGUAGAGAGCUCAUGGUACAACUUCUCCACACCGGACAUGUAUGGCUACGAGGUGCUACCCAACAGAUUCCCAAGGGGUGUCCCACUGGUGCUCGAUUUCUCCAUCCUCAACGGUUCCUGUCCGGCCAAGGGCCAGCACACACCUCUAGACUACGCCUGCGUCAGCGGCAACAGCUACUGUGCCAACAGGACCAGUGGCCAGGGGUAUGUCUGCAAGUGCUGGGACAAUUACGAUGGCAACCCUUACAUCGCCAAUGGAUGCCAAGACAUCGAUGAGUGCAAGCUCCCCGAUUUGUACCCUUGCUCCACUCACGGGGUCUGCAAAAACAAGUUGGGAGGCUAUGACUGUCCAUGUAAGCCUGGAAUGGAAGGCGACGGCAAAAAUGGAACCUGCACAGAUAAAUUCCCCGUAGCAGCACGGGGGAUUUUGGGUGGAAUAGGUGUUUUUUUUCUCAUGGCAGCCAUAUCAUUCCUUAUUCUUCUUCGCAAAGAGAAAAAGAAAACUAGAGAAUUUUAUGAGAAAAAUGGUGGGCAUACAUUAGAGAAGGCAAAAUUCAUAAAACUGUUUGAAAAGGAGAAGCUCAAGCCAAUUUUGAAGAGUAGCAAUUUUAUUGGAAAAGGUGGCUUCGGCGAAGUUUACAAGGGCAUUCUUGAUGAUGAACAAGUCGCAGUGAAAAAGCCGAUUAGUGGAAGUGUGCUAGAGAAUGAACAGUUUGCAAAUGAAGUCAUCAUUCAAUCUCAAGUCAUCCACAGGAACAUCGUUAGGCUCAUAGGUUGUUGCCUAGAAGUUGAUGCCCCGAUUCUAGUCUAUGAGUUUCUCAGUAAUGGCAGCCUCAAUGAUAUUCUUCAUGGCAACAACAAGGUGCCCCUCCACUUGGGUGCACGUUUGAGUAUUGCUGCAGAAUCAGCAGAUGGUCUGGUUUAUAUGCAUUCAAAAACCAAUACUAAGAUUCUACAUGGCGACGUUAAACCAGCAAAUAUACUUUUGGAUGAUAAGUAUGCGCCAAAGAUCUCAGACUUCGGCAUAUCAAGGUUGAUUGCAAGAGACAAACAACACACGGGAUCUAUCAUUGGGGACAUGAGUUAUAUGGAUCCAGUAUAUCUGCAAACAGGGCUGCUAACAGAAAAAAGUGAUGUCUACAGUUUUGGAGUUGUCAUCUUGGAGCUUAUCAGUAGGAAGAAAGCCACACAUUCCGACGGCGGUAGCUUAGUAAAUAAUUUCCUUGAAGCUUACAAGAAAGAGAAGAAAGCAACUCCAUUAUUUGACAAGGAAAUUGCGGUAACAGAAGAUUUGGAGAUUCUUGAUAGUCUGGCAUGUAUCGCUGUGGAAUGUCUUAACCUUGAUGUGGAUCAAAGACCAUGGAUGACAGACGUAGCAGAGCGUCUUCUCAUAAUGGAUCGAUCCCGUAAGUCUCAAUUUCCACUGCAUGUUCCAGUUUGAACAUGUGCAUAUGUAUGGGGUCAGAAAAAAUGGCGACUAUGAAUAGGGCAACGUCUAUCUUAUCGCCGUUGUGAAGAAAAUCAUUCAAGUAGAACCAAGGGAAGUCUCCCUUAGUUGGAAGAAAAUUUGUAUUGUACUCUCUUUGUGCAACAACGUGUUUUAAGUUACCAAAUGUAUGAGCCUAGUUACUUUAAUUAUUUAUCAACAAAAGCUAGUUACUUUAA